Protopolystoma xenopodis is the source of this 700-nucleotide messenger RNA. The record is from the annotation of a GenBank genome assembly. Lineage: Eukaryota; Metazoa; Platyhelminthes; Monogenea; Polystomatidea; Polystomatidae.
AUAGGCGGGCAAUUUCCUUACUUACCCGGUGGACGAUUAUCAUAUUCCUGAUCCGCUUACUAGAAUAGACGACGAUGACACUCUCUCAGAAUCGAAUGUGUUGUGUUCUUUUCAACCAAAUACUGAUCUCAAUGAAAUUUUGUCUUCAGCUGCUACUGUAGAUAGUGCCUUUGAGACUAGAAACGCCGUUUCCCCCAUGGAAGAUGCUUCUACUGCUUUAUAUGGCAUACCUGUCUCAAACACAGUUACAAACAUCCCAACUACGAACGCCCUAGCGCUCUGCCCCGUCAAUAUGCGUGCAUGUGAUAAAGCUGACAAAGAAAUCUCUUCUUGUCCAAAGAGAAUGAAGCAACUUGUUGCAGUGGGUGGGGAUGUUGGGAGUCUCGCUUCGCUUCAGCUAUCCCUUGCAUCGUCUAAUUCAGUGAGCUCUAAUAGGAAACAAGCUGUGUCGCCUUUUUCAAGCGCUAUUCUUUCCGGAGGUGAGGACAUUGAUAUAGAUGAUGAUGCUAUCCAGUCGCAAUUGGAUGGAAUCCGGCGAAUCCUCCAAGGUGCCAGUGAUCUUAGCGUCGAAAACCCUCUCCUCUCUGAUCCAGAUUGUCCAGAUAUUGUUAUUGAUGAAGCUGGAAUAAAGGAACUUAAUUCCAAAAAGCGUGCUUACCUUUCGCCACCCUUCAGGCGAGGAAAUUUUACUGAGCAUCAA